Molecule: messenger RNA, 996 nt
Organism: Racocetra persica
Lineage: Eukaryota; Fungi; Glomeromycota; Glomeromycetes; Diversisporales; Gigasporaceae
Source: the annotation of a GenBank genome assembly
AUGACUGACGCACAAACGCAUAUAGACGGAAAAUUUCCAGCAACGGAAGCAAAAAUAGAAGUUGAGAAAGUAAAUACCGGUGAUAACGGAAAAGACAAAAUACUCACUAAAUUAAAAGGAAAAUUAAUAAUUAAAAACCGUCAGAAUUUGACGGAAAUUAAAUUUGAAGAUCAUGAAUUAGAGGAGUUGGAAAUUAUUAAUUGCCCAAACUUAACAAAAAUUAAUGUUGGAAAAAACAAGUUAACUAAAUUAGAUAUCACUAAAAUAAAAACUACCGAUGGCACUGACGCUGGAGACGCGGCUCCGGCAGACAAAUUAACAGAAUUAAGGAUGGCUAAUAAUGCCGACCUUGAAGAAGCUUCGUUGGAAUAUUGUCCAAAACUAAAAACACUUUUGGCUACAGGCUGUACCAAACUCAAAAAAAUUACAGGAUUAGAUAAUUUAAAAGAAAUCAGGACAGUUGCUGGCGUAGACCAUCUAAUAAGUUACAUUGUUUCUGAAAAAUUGGAUUAUUAUAAAGAAGUAGUAAAAUAUAUUCGAGAAACCUUGGGCUUGAGUAAUGAUAAACCUUUGCCAAAAAAACCUGAUGGAAGUUUAGACAAAGACAAAUUAAAAACCGACAUGGAAAACAAAAUUGCUGGUAGUGCUAAUAGCGAAAGGGACCAAGCCAAGCAAGAAGCCCAAACUGCCAAAGCAGAAUUGACUACUGCAAAAGCUGAAAAAACUAAUUUAGAAAAUCAAUUAAACGCUAUAAAAACCGAAUUAGGAGUGGGUAAUAAUGCUAAUCAACAGCAAAUUGUUGCUAAAAUUAAAGAAUUAAUGGGUCGACCGACCAGCACCCAUACUGAUUAUGACGCCAUUAAGUCCGAAAGAGAUAAUUUAAAAACUGAAAGGGACACACUAAAAACUGAAAACGCCCGAUUAAAAAAUGAUAACAAAGAGAAUGUUAACCCUAAUACUUUAAGAGACAAUACUAAAACUAACUUGGAAAAAUGA